CGCCGCAACACCAACAAUACCCCCUUCGCCUAGGCAGCUCUUCAAUGAGCUCCUUGUAAUCAAUUGCGGCCCACAUCACCAAUGGACAACGUCUGAACUGGCUCCCUCUGACACAAUGCUCGACUUCUCAUGUCCCUCCUCCGCACCCUCGACCGGACCUCUGCUGUCUCGAAUACCGCCCAUGCACGGCCCUUCCUCACAUUCUUGUACCCACGCCACGAGGACACGCCGUCCAAGAGAAGAUUCAGCAAGAAGGCGAUAGACAAUGCUCGGCGACUACCCGAACCGACGACUGCUCGCAUGGGCACUUUCUUCGUCAACGCCUUGGUGCGGGCAGCAUCAUGCCCAAAGCAUGCACAGCUCCUACACACUCUGCGCGGGGUAGAAACAGCGCCGCCAAAACAUCAGACAACGCGGGGACAGAGCACGUGGUCAAAGUCUGAAGAGGAUGGAUCCGACCCACGUCCAGAGCGCAAAGGCCCGCUCAAGAAAGUCCAACGCUUCGCCGAGAAGGAACUGCAAGCCUUGAUAGACUACUACGGCAUGGAGAUCGACACGCGGCCCGAGGCAGAGGUUCCAGACGACGGGAACUUGGUGUGGAAUGUUGGUGAUAGCCAUGUGCCCUGGCCCCUCCGCGACCCAUCGGACGCUGUGCACAUUGACGAGUUGCAGACUCUGCUGAAGAACGAGGAAGCACCGCACCAACAUGUCUAUGAUGCAUACAAGAAGCUGCAGUCGCCGGGCGUUGUCUAUCUCGAUACUCUCACCAUCCGGGCGCUGCUGCACCAUCUCGCUGUCGUCGAACGCCCCACACCCAUCGCAGCCCAACGCUUCCUCUCUAUCCUCGACGAUAUGAAAACCGCACACAUACACAUAACCCGCUCCGAGUGGACGUCAGCCAUACACCUGACUGGUCGCGCCAUGGGGACUGUAUCCGAAGACGACCUGCAAGCCUCCCUUCGCAUCUGGCAGGACAUGGAGCGCCGAGCCGGUCUUAAGGGUGGCUACGUGACAUUCAACGUACUCUUCAACAUCGCUGUCAAAGCGGGGAAAUACUCUCUAGCCGAAACCUUUAUGAAAGAGAUGCAGGACCGAAAAGUGCCCAUGCACAGACAUUACCGUGUAGCACUUCUCUACUACUACGGCGUGUUACAAAAUGGGAAUGCUGUAAGGAGAGCAUAUCUGGACAUAGUCUCGGCGGGAGAUAUUGUAGACACUGUUGUCAUGAACGCUGUCAUAGCAGCGCUGAUGCGCGCUGGUGAGCCCUCAGCCGCAGAACAAGUCUUCGAGCGCAUGAAGCGCUUGCACGCCAUGAGGACCACCACCGCACCUGGCCACGUAUUCUUCAACCGCAAAUGGCGCCAUGGUCGCCUUCUGGGCUUGCGCUUCAGAGACGAGACACGAAGACUGAAGAGAGAGAGCAAAGACGAGGAGUUGAAGCAAUUACAAGACUUUGCGCCCAUUGGUCCUGAUUCAAGAACAUACGGCAUCCUGAUACGGCAUCAUGCAGCGGUAGCCGGCAACAUCGACCGCGUGAACGAGCUGCUACAAGAGAUGAAGUGGAAUUCCGUUCCACUCGACGGCACAAUAUUCAUCGUCGUCUUCCAGGGCUUCAACUCCUUCGGCGGCGUCCGCUAUACCUCCUGGACCGCCUUUAGAUUAGAGAAGAUAUGGCACCAAUAUCUGCAAUCUCUGAGCCAGAACCUGGAGCGAACCUGGCUCUCUAGUCUCGCUGUCAUUGCGGCGCUCAAAGCAUUUGGACGAUGUACAACCCCGGAAAGGACACUGAAGGCAUGGGAGGAGAUUCGCGCGCUGUGGCAACCCGACGAACAGGAGCUGGAGGCCGUGAUGAUGGUCCUCAGGAAGCUGGUGCCGAGUCAGUUGGAGACGACAUCCAGUCCAGGAUUCUUCGAUGGGAAAAGACCAUCGUGAGCAGCACUACCAAUAGUGCCACGCGGCGUCACUAUCAUUGUACACGCGUUCUGUAUCACUUUUUUGUAAAAAUAAUAUGUGGAGUUAUUCCGGUCAGCAUGUGUGUAUGAAUCUGAUACGGGAGAUUGUGUACCGAAUGAAUGGCCGCUGUAAAAACAUACCGAGGUCCUACAGCACAGUACAGUCAUCAGAUAGAGAAACAAACAAGUGAAAGAAAGGGUCCAGGGUCGUCUUCCCGUACCAAUGAUUCAUGAAUCAUGAAUCGAAUAUUAUACAAGGGUAUACCUUUCUUAGUGACCAUCGUCAUCUCCGGUUCGUCGGUCAGUACCCGUUCCAUUGUGGAUGGCUUUGACCCUGUUUGUUGCACGGAUUACUGUGCAAGCAAUCUUGUCUUCAUUUCGGUCCAAGGGAUGCAGUCAUGGGAUUUUGCAAUAAGUCGAUUUUCCGUGGCAUGGAAUUGUUGGG
This is a messenger RNA of Alternaria alternata, 2397 nucleotides long. RefSeq lists its product as hypothetical. The transcript has a single exon. Bases 130 to 1932 code for a protein of 600 amino acids. The record is from RefSeq and is a predicted model, not a curated record. Lineage: Eukaryota; Fungi; Ascomycota; Dothideomycetes; Pleosporales; Pleosporaceae. Gene Ontology annotation, molecular function: protein binding.